CGCGCUAUAUUUCCUUGGUACUUCACCCCCACGAGAACUCCUUUUCCUGGUUGUUCCCUCCAAAUUUCUAGAGUCACCCUGUUUAUCGAAUGACUUCACGCGAACUCAUCGAUGCUCAAUUCGACCGUGCAGUAGAAAUCGUACAAGGUCUUCCAAAAACGGGCCCAAUACAAACCGACUAUGAAGAGAAACUGACGAUGUACAGUCUUUAUAAACAAGCGACUGUCGGAAACGUGAAGUCACCGCGACCUGGAAUGUGGGAUAUGCUUGGGAGGGCAAAAUGGGAUGCCUGGGCUAAACAUAAGGAUCUUGACCCUCACGAAGCUAAAUGGCUAUACGUUGAUGCUCUCUUAAAGGUCCUACGAAAGUAUUCCGACAAAACUAUUGCAAAGGAUUUAGUCCAAGAAUUGGAAUCCUAUAGCGGAGAUCCUUCUCAUAUCAUAUUGAGUCGCACACUCUCAAAAUCCGAAGGCUCCGAAUCCUCUGGCUCUACGACAUCAGAGGAUGAUGCUGUUCCGCCCCAACUUCCCCGUAGUACCUCUCAAAGUCAGAGCCAGAUUCGCCCGUUCCAACACAAGCCCGUCCGUCCUCAAGCCGAAAUAGAAUCUGGGGACGACGAGGAAGAUGAUGAUGAUGAUGAUGAAGCUCGAGAGCUACCUAUGCAAGGACAAGCAAACCCAAUUCUUAUCCAGAGCCAACUCACUCGCCCGCAAUCGUCUAUGUCUGCCACCUCAAACCGCUAUAGAACGCCACUUGCCGGAUCUCUCGCCAUGUCGCCGCCCCUGAACCAAAUGAUUCCCACCAUUCAACCUCUUCCGGGUUUUGAAACGCCGUCUGCGUUCGCAGAGCCUUCCCCUACCUCCAUCCCAUCCUCUCUUUACCCUGCUACCAGCUCCAUAGCAGGGUACCUAGAGUCGUCUCGCGGUAUGACGUCCCCACCCAGUGUCUUUCCUGCUCCCUCGUCAUCGUAUCAUUCACAAUCUCAACCUAUGCCGUUGGGCCAGUACGGAGUCGUACGAUCCGCAUCUUCUAUCGCUUUGGAACGUGCACUUGAAAGCAUGCAAGCCCAACUCGCAGCUUUUAACGAGCGACUCGAGAUCUUCGAAGCAACCACAUCGCCCUCUGGAUCUCGGACACGAUUGCCCACCUCCAGAGAUGGUUUUUUACCUGGUGGCCGGGGUGGUGGAAGUCCCACGGAUAGACAAGGGAGUAUCGAAUGGGACACGGAGGAUCUUGGAUUGUGGUCUUUCGUGGUUACUCCUACACUCCGAGGGUUAGAGUUUCUGAAACAGGUGGCGGGGUUCUUUGCGAGGAGUGAGGGGAAUCGGUCUCCGUCUUUAAUUGUAUUGAGGCGACUAUGUCUUGAUGCGUCAUUCAUUUUGUGUUUCCUCGCUCUGUUCCGAAUCUUGUGGAGAAAGAGCGGAAUUAGGAGACGAGAAGUCAACGCUGCGUUGGUUGUUCUUUGGAGAGCUCUUUUAGGCCGGAAGGAGCGGUUGUUAGUGGAUCGAGGAGUCUAAAUUUACGACACUACAUGUUGUAAGGCCAUACAGAUACGAAAGUGUCCCUGCUCUUU
Messenger RNA from Marasmius oreades (fairy-ring Marasmius), 1573 nucleotides. RefSeq lists its product as uncharacterized. NCBI's taxonomy places the organism in Eukaryota, Fungi, Basidiomycota, Agaricomycetes, Agaricales, Marasmiaceae. The transcript is spliced from 7 exons. Gene Ontology annotation, molecular function: fatty-acyl-CoA binding. Gene Ontology annotation, biological process: fatty acid metabolic process. The record is from RefSeq and is a predicted model, not a curated record. The coding region runs from base 90 to 1517 and encodes 475 amino acids.